Suillus subaureus is the source of this 1644-nucleotide messenger RNA. RefSeq lists its product as uncharacterized. The transcript is spliced from 4 exons. NCBI's taxonomy places the organism in Eukaryota, Fungi, Basidiomycota, Agaricomycetes, Boletales, Suillaceae. Bases 1 to 1644 code for a protein of 547 amino acids. The record is from RefSeq and is a predicted model, not a curated record.
AUGCUCUCCAACUUGGACAAUGCAUCCGGCCCACAAAUACGACAGCUACGUGAGAAAUAUAUCAGUGCAUCUGAAGCACGGGAAACCGCUGUUCGACGGGCCGUUCACGCCCGACUGGAAAACGCCCCCCUUCGUCUAAUAAACACCUACUGGACGUUUAUGCAAUCGAGACGCACAGAUCAUCAGGAAACCGUAAUUCAUUACAGAGUCUUACAGAGCGCUCUGCAGCACUCUGUAGUGAAUUACAUUUUCCCGAUGAUCAACGCAUUCAUUGACAGCAUAGAAUACAAGGAGCUUUUUCCUCUAUCAGUAAUGCAUGGGCCCCUCCAAACGGAGCUCAUCAAAGAAGCGGUGGCGAAAUAUUUCAGUUGGGUCAUGUUGUCCCAUAGGUGGGAAAGGACGGAGCCGCUACUGCACGACAUUCAGGACAGGGACAUAUACGACUUAGAUCCAGUUGGAACCUUCGUGAAGUUGCAGAAGUGCUGCGAAGUUGCGCGCGAGGCGGGGUAUCGCUGGGCGUGGAGCGAUACAUGCUGUAUCGACCAGAACAACAAUGUUGAGCUCCAGCAAUCAGUCAACUCCAUGUUCAUCUGGUAUCACUACUCAGCGCUCACCAUCAUCUACCUAUCCGAUGAUUGGAACACGCGAGGAUGGACCGUUGAGGAGUUCCUCGCUCCUAAAAUUGUUCUCUUCUACCAAGCAGACUGGACCCUAUAUCUCGACAACCGCUCACGCAACCACAAGCAGUCUGUCAGUAUCAUGAAGGAGUUGGAGCGUUCAACUGGCAUAAAUGCGCAGGCGCUCGUCGACUUCCGUCCAGGGACAAGAGAUGCCCGAGAAAAACUUCAAUGGGCAUCAAUGCGUAUCACUACGUUGCAGGAAGACAUCGCGUAUUCGCUGUUUGGGAUCUUCGGCGUCCACCUUCCUGUAAUAUACGGAGAAAACCGACAGAACGCACUCGGACGUCUCCUACAGGAGAUCAUAGCUCAUUCGGGCGACAUCACGGCCCUUGAUUGGGUCGGACAAUCGUCCGACUUCAAUAGUUGUCUCCCAGCUGAGAUUCUUCAUACAAAACACCGUCAUAAUUCGGUCUCCACGCUGCGAAACAAUGUGGCUGUGGAGUCAACCACCAAAUUGUAUGACACUCUUGAGAACCUCAACGCUCCUCGUUUUGCAAACGCCAGACUGCCAUUGCCUUGCAUCGCAUUUCCUCUCAAAGAAGUCAGGCGGAGUCUUGAUGAAGACGGAGAUAAACGUUUCACAUAUGAAGUCAAAGCAGAUGGGCUACAACACCUGGUGGUCACAACGGAAGAUAAGCUUGUUCAAUUCUCACCUGCAAGGUGUACUCGGCAGAUAUUCUUGCUCGACCGUCCGCGGAAUCGGUAUGAUCUCGAGUUGGUCGACUUUACAGAUGAGUCGCAGAGCGUGGACGAUUGGUCUGAUGAGCUUGGAGAUGACGAGCUGGUCGCCAGAGGGUUGAGGUUGCUCAUUCGCCUUGCUCGUCCUUUCGGGGCACUUUUACUAGCGCAACAGCGUGGUGGGGAGUAUAAGAGAAUCGCUUCGGAUAAUCAUAUCAUCGCACAAGUCAGGGACACGGCAUCUGUUGAUAACUUGAUGAACAUCAGGACGCUGGCGAUAUUGUAG